AUGAGGACAGGUGUGAAACCCAUGAGUAUUCACAAGCCUGAAGAGACAAUUGCUGCAGCAUCGGCCACUGUGGCGACUGCAUCCGAGGCAGGCGGCUUGGAGAAGGAGGUCACCCCAGAUAAAUAUGAGUUUGAUGACAACGAGGUUGAACGAGAUUACAGUGAAGUAGGCUUGACUCCACUUGACGAUUCUACAGAAUUUGAUGAAGCCACUUCACCUGGUGCAGCGACUGCGUCUCCUCAGGAUUCCACAACGGGUGGAACAAGGGUGGCCAAAGAAAACAACUUGGAAGAGCCUCCAAAGAACAAUGACAAACCAGAAGAUGAUGUAGCUGACAACCCAAUCGGUCUUGACGAACAUGAUGAAACCGAGGAGGAUGCUCUUAACCUUAUCAGACUCAUGGUCAAGAGAGCCAUUGAGGAUGAUGAUGAGGAUGACGACGAAGCACAGCCAGAGACCAUUGAUGAAGAUGAUUUUUCAUUUUCUGACAUGUCCAAAAUCUUUGAACCUCUGAUAGAAGCUUUCUCCCAGCUUGUGAACCAGGAUGAGGAGGGCCCCUCAUUGCACAACCUGGACAGUUCAAACGGGUUGCUUGACUUCGACGCCCACGGACCGGCCUGA
This is a messenger RNA of Pogona vitticeps (central bearded dragon), 621 nucleotides long. The record is from RefSeq and is a predicted model, not a curated record. NCBI's taxonomy places the organism in Eukaryota, Metazoa, Chordata, Lepidosauria, Squamata, Agamidae.